GAUCGACUGAGCUCGACCGUGCUUCGAAGUCGCUCUUGAUCCAGCACUUCAACCUUCCUACGCUCCUUAUGCACCAGAGCUUGGAUAAAAAUGCUAGAAUUGAGUCUUGGUUGAACUUCGUGUUGUUCCUUUCCGCUUUCUUUCCAGGCUCGUGAGAUCAAGACAUUGGCUUGACUGCCUUUCGUCUCUCCCUUGCCCCACGUCCCACAUCCCACAUCCCGCCUCCAGCCUCACAGCUACUCGGGACUCGGCUAGGGCUGAGUAGCUGCCCUGCAUAUAUUACAUGCGAUUGCAAUCAUGUUUCGCUUUCGAAGAUACCGCUAUUAUGUCUUCUUUGCUGCCAUUGUCGUCUUCCUGCUGUAUCGUGUCACUCAGAAUAAUGAGCAAUGGGAAUCCGUCUCGGCAUCCAUUCCCUUAGCCAAAGCCCCACCUAAGUCGUCUCUUGAGCGAGGCUUCGGCUUGACUAAUAAGCAAACCCGACCUGGUCCUGUCAAGAGCGAGACUGGGUUUACCAGUGAAGAUGACGAACCUCGAGUACAAUUGAAAGAGAAACCAGGCAAAGAACCCGAAAAAGUCAAGAUUCCUAACCUGAAACCAACGACCGGCGAAGACGAUGGUGGCAAAUUCGACUCUCAGAACACGGCUACCGCGACGAACCAGAGUCAAGUACGCGUAUACGAUAAAGAUGAGGCUGCGAAGACCACCACUGCUCCAUUAAUCAGUAUUCCAGACAAGAAUGUUGGUCAAGGCGCCAAGGGCGUUGGAGGGCCUCCUGGUAAAGGUGUUCACGGCGCACCUGGUGCGCAUAAGUCUAAGACCCAGAGCGCAACCACUACAAUUCACUGGAAGAAAUUCCCCGAGCAUUUCCCCGUCCCCAAAGACGAAAUAAUUCCCCUUCCGACGGGGAAGCCUAAACCUAUACUACCGAUCCAAUAUGAUUUCGAAAAAGAAUCGGCUCAAGCUCGGGAAAAGCGCCUGGAUCGUCUUGCUAAGGUCAAGGCCGAGAUGGUGCGUGGUUGGAAUGGUUAUAUGACCCAUGCCAAGGGACACGAUGAAUUAAGCCCUGUGUCCAAGAAAUUUCGUGACCCGUUCUGCGGAUGGGCUGCAACGUUGGUCGACGCACUCGACACAUUAUGGAUCAUGGGAAUGAAAAAUGAGUUCGAGGAGGCACUUCUCGAGGUCGAGAAGAUCGACUUCACCACCUCUGAGUUCCGAACUGAGAUCCCCGUCUUCGAGACCACUAUUCGAUAUCUUGGUGGACUAGUAGCUGCCUAUGAUGUUAGUGGUGGUAAAGCUGGAGGGUAUGAUAUACUUCUCGAGAAGGCUAUCGAACUUGCCGAAAUUCUGAUGGACGUUUUUGAUACGCCAAAUCGUAUGCCUGUGCUGUACUAUAAUUGGAAGCCCGCCUUCGCGAAGCUACCGAAGAGAGCUCAAGCGGGGGUAAGUGUGGCGGAGCUAGGCUCUCUUGCCAUGGAAUUCACACGACUUGCCCAAAUCACAAAGGAAAAUAGGUAUUAUGAUGCUGUAGCACGCAUCACAGAUGCCUUCUACGAGUGGCAAGAGCGGGGAACAACAAUCCCUGGUAUCUUUCCUGAGCGCGUCGAUGCGACUGGAUGCAACAGAACCGCGGCAUUAGAGAUCGCCGCCAAGGAGGCCGAGGUUGAGAAAUUAAGGCAAAUUGGUCUUCAGGCGUACGAUCCGGAGAAUACUAAAAGUAGCAAACAGGGCGUGGAAGUGGGAAGUAGCCAAGGUAAAUUGGUUAAGGGCGAGACGAGUCGCCUAGAAAGCCGCGCCGUGGGGACGCCUAAUGACGACGGAACCAACAAAGUGAAGAUCGAACACGGCGGGGAGGAAAUGUACGCACCCUCGAAAAAGAGGGUUGCUGACGAGAACGACAUGGAUCAAGAUGACACCACAGUGGACAAUCAUGACAGCACUUCUGUCAACUCCGAACCUAAGAAGAAGAAGGACAACUGUGUUCCACAAGGCCUUACAGCAGGAUCGUGGAGUUCAAAUGAACAGUAUAGUAUGGGUGGAAGUCAAGACAGCACGUACGAGUACUUCCCUAAGCAAUGGCUACUCCUCGGGGGCCUAGAACCCAAGUAUAAAACCCUGCACGCCAAAGUAACUGCAGCUGUCAAAAAAUGGCUCCUCUUCCGGCCAAUGAUUCCUGAUGACCGUGACAUCUUAUUCUCCGCCAAAAUCAACACUCAAGGGAAUCCGGAGGUCGACGCGACAACUGAGUGGGAAGUCACUCAUCUCACUUGUUUCAUCGGCGGUAUGUUUGGCAUGGGCGGGAAAAUAUUUGAUGUCCCCGAAGACGUAGAGAUCGGAAAGAGACUCACCGAUGGCUGCGUAUGGGCUUAUGAAAACACACCUAGCGGUAUUAUGCCAGAGGGUGCAACUGUCGUUCCCUGUGCCGAAGUCAACAACUGUCACUGGAACGAGACCUUAUACUGGCAGUAUUUGGAUCCUCUUUAUGAAACUCGUAUGGAGCAGAUGGCGGAAUACGAAAAACAGCAUAAGGACUGGAAAUCGAAAAAAGCUCAACAGGCGAAAAUGAAGGGACACAAAAAUCUUGGCGCGGCAUCCGGGGGGACGGCCUCCGCUGGUCUCGUUGACGAGGAAUUCGGCAGCUCGCAGGUGGCCACUCAGAAGACUGGGCUUGGGAGUAUUGGAAUGCAGAAGAGGGCGCCGCCCGCACCACCACCAUCGAAAGGGGCCUCGACUAAUGAUGUUGACAACGGUAUCACCCCUAAAAAGUCGGCUCAGGCGGCGAAUUUGGAAGAUGCGCUUGAUAUCAAUGGUGGCAAAGAUGCCGUAGCUGCUUCUGUCCGUGAUAAUGUCGAUCAAGUUCCCCUUACGCAGGAAGAAAUCGAUAUCGAAUACCCGGAACCGGAGCGCCCGAUGUCCCAUGAACAGUACGUAGGGAACCGCAUUGAAGCAGAGAACCUCCCGCCUGGUUUCGUCAGUGCCCACUAUCAUUCUUAUAUCCUCAGGCCAGAAGCUAUCGAGUCCGUCUGGUACAUGUACCGCAUCACGGGCGAUACGACAUGGCAGGACAAAGGAUGGAAGAUGUUUAAUGCUAUCGUUAGCCAAACCAGGACCGAGGCGGGCAACAGUGCUAUCGACAAUGUUCUGUUACCGAAUUCGGAUAAGACUGACGCGAUGGAGAGUUUUUGGCUUGCGGAAACCCUCAAGUACUUCUAUCUGCUUUAUUCAGAUCCAAACCUUAUUAGCUUGGAUGAGUGGGUGUUGAACACAGAAGCGCAUCCUUUCAAGCGACCUAUUUAAAUGAAAGGUUGGGUGAAAAAACCGCUAGGCUUAGAACGACAUCGGUGGUCUUUGUAUAGAUUAGAGGAAUAAAACAAUUCGGUAAUGGCGUUUGAAGUUGAGCAAAUUUGCGUCGGGUUCGGGCGUUUGCUGUUGGGUAAGGUACCUAUUCAUUCU
Annulohypoxylon truncatum is the source of this 3450-nucleotide messenger RNA. RefSeq names its product glycoside hydrolase family 47 protein. The record is from RefSeq and is a predicted model, not a curated record. The coding region runs from base 298 to 3294 and encodes 998 amino acids. Gene Ontology annotation, cellular component: Golgi membrane; endoplasmic reticulum. The transcript is spliced from 3 exons. Gene Ontology annotation, biological process: carbohydrate metabolic process; N-glycan processing. NCBI's taxonomy places the organism in Eukaryota, Fungi, Ascomycota, Sordariomycetes, Xylariales, Hypoxylaceae. Gene Ontology annotation, molecular function: mannosyl-oligosaccharide 1,2-alpha-mannosidase activity; calcium ion binding.